Molecule: messenger RNA, 573 nt
Organism: Lentinula edodes (shiitake mushroom)
Lineage: Eukaryota; Fungi; Basidiomycota; Agaricomycetes; Agaricales; Omphalotaceae
Exons: 3
Coding region: 1-573 (190 amino acids)
Source: RefSeq, a predicted model, not a curated record
AUGUUUUUGUCCUCUCCAAUUAGACGGCCAACUUCUCUUAAAUUCCGACGAUGGCUGUCCUCAACGCCAUGGUUUGUCGAGCGAGAAGAAAAUAAGGAAAUUUCUCAUGUGAACCGUGUAUCUCGCGCUGCCCCAGUCCCUGAAGAUACACCAAAAAUCCUUCGUGAUUUGCAUUCUCAGCUUAUCCAAUCUCCUCAUCUUGAGCAGGGCAAAUUGGUUGUCAGCCGUGCUGUAUCCAGAGAACUCGGGGACCCACUUCCUCUGAGAGCACCUCAAGGUAGACGGAGAAGAGGCGGAACGUACCCUGGCGAAUCUGCUUUUGACAUUCCCGGUUCUCUUUGGAAUUGGGUCGUUUUCGCUGAGGUCAAAGAAGGUACUGAGAGCAAAGGUGCAAUUGAAUCUGUAGCAAGACAGGUUAGGAAAUUUCUUCUCACCGCUCAACCACCUCUACUCCUUCCACCAAAUUCCAGGAGGCGAAUGCAGAAUGGAUGGGCCUUGGUCGAUGGAGGUGAUUUUGCUGUCCACGUCCUUAGCAAGGGUAUACGAGAAAGGUAUUUUAACGAAUCCUAUUAG